GGUCGUCCUUCUCCCUCACACUCAGCAGACUUACCGGAGCAAAUAAGUUUGCAAAGUGCGACAAGAGUUUCUUCCUUAGAGGGAAAACUCCGGACAAACGCUUCUAACCUGCGGAAAGGGGGAACCGGACAGAGACUCGACCCUGGUGGGGCACCUGAUCCAGGGAGAGGGAUUUAUUUUCCUUCUACAUUCCUGAUGGAGUCCUACAGAGCGACUAGCAGCGGGUCGCAGCGCGGAUACACGCAGCCAUCCCGUAUUUCCAGGCCCAGUAGUAAUGGAGCCGGCUCUUAUGGCCUCAGCAUUCGUGUCCAGGGUAUAGAUGGACAUCCCUAUGUGGUGCUGAACAACCAGGACAGGGGUCACCACCCUGACGGCAACGGCUACCCAGACACAGAAGGCUCUUUUAUUGAGAACUUCCAGGAGUAUGAUUUCAGAGGGGAUAAGAAAGCUGGAUCCAGCGACCCCUUCAUGGAGUACAGGACACAGAAGAUGAGGCAUUUCUCCGGGCCUCAGAAUGGGCUUCCUGAAUCUCAGGCAAAGAAACCUUCCACACUUCUGAACUUUCAGAGGCACCCCGAGCUCCUGCAGCCGUACGAUCCCCGGUCCAACUCCCUAAACCUCGAAGGCUUCCACAGCCUCCCGUCCAGGCCUGCGCCACAAGCCGACACCAGGAUAGAAUACCAGAACCCCUACCCCAAAUCUGAAGUACGAGUUCCCUCCCGUUUCAGGUCCUCAAGCCUUGAUCGUCACCUAGAUCGCACACAGGAGGAGAACAGGCAGCCUCCUCAAACGGACCUCAACACCCCCCAAACGAAGUCUCCGUCAUUACCUUCAGCCCAGGUGCCUCAGCCUCAAAGCAGAGCGCCGACCCAGCCAGCACAGCCGGCCCAGCCUCAGAUUAAACCGUACCUCACCAGUCUGAAUCCAUCUCAGCCCAAACCGACCUCUAAAACUCCCCCAGUACCGGCAGCGCAGCCUCAGCCUUCUCCGGUGUCAAGUCCAUCAAGCGACCAGAGGAAAGCGUCUCCUACUUCCACUCGCAGUGCCAGCUCCAGUCUGGAGCGCACCCACCACGACCCCGACGUCCUUCCCCUACUCCGGACCGACUCCGGCGAGCCCGCUCAGUCCUCCUCCCGGUCCUGCCACUCCUCCUUAUCGUCCACCAGUAAGUCUCUGAUAGACGAACAGAUGGAGGCUCUUUACACGGACGCCAUAAACCGCCACGAGAAUCGCCGUUACAUCCCCUUCCAGCCCGGUUCAGGCAGAGACAUAGACACAGGGUCCAUCCCUGGCGUUGAUGAGCUAAUUGAGAAGUUUGAUGGCAAGGAUGACGGCCUUCAGCGGAGGGGCAGGGCGGGGCGCAGAAACAGGAUCAACCCGGAGGACAGGAAGCGAUCGCGCAGCGUGGACAGCGCCUUUGGGUCAAGGUCUGACUCUAGCUUCAUGGACGAGUUUGGUCAAUCUCUAGGCACGUCAAAGGAGCGCGUCCUACGGCCAUCGCAGCUGCGGCUGCAGAGGACGGCCAGCGGUCAGGACCCCGGGUCUACGGCUGUAGACGGGCCUUCAUCCCGGGCCAUUAGUGCGCCAGGAUCACCCCAGAGCUCCAUCUCCAAAUACACUAGCUCCCUCCGGGGUUACACAAAGCUGCAGUCACGCCCCGCCAUACCGUCCUUCAAGAGCAGUGAAGAAACUCCUUCUUCUGUCGGAAAAGUCUCAACAACGUCCCUGUCCAAACUCCCGCCCACCGCUGACAGUAAGACCAGCACCGGGGCAGACGUCCAGGCCACGCCAGAUCUCCUGAAAGGUCAGCAGGAGCUUUCACAACAAACACACGAGGAGACGGCCAAACAGAUUUUGUUCAGCUACCUCAAAGAAGGAAGCAACGAUAAUGACGACGUGACGAAUAGGAAGGUGAACUUGGUUUUUGAGAAAAUACAGACGCUGAAGUCUAGGGCCACAGCCAGCGCACAAGGCGACAACAAAUCGGUGGACCUGGCUGCACAGACCAAAGCUCUGCAGGAGCAAAACGCUGAACUGGAAAAAGAGAUUAUUGAGCUGAAGAGACAGCUGGAGGAACAAAUGAAGCGGACGAGUCAGGCGGACAGGCGGGCGGCGGCGGGCCUGAAGGAGCUGCAGCAGGAGCUGCAGCGGAGUCUGGAUGAGUGCAGGCAGCUGAAGGAGAAACUGGCUAAAACCGAGGCUGAGCUCAACUCCUCGGUGGAAGAGCUUUUCCAGGUGAAGAUGGAGCGGGAGCAGCACCAGACGGAGAUCAGGGACCUUCAGGACCAGCUGUCAGAGAUGCACGAUGAGCUGGACGCCGCCAAGAGGGCCGCCGCUGACGGAGAGAAAGACGUCCUCAUGGCGGACAUGAUGCAGCUGAAGGUGGAGAUGCAGGAAGUGGUCAUGGCCAAAGAGGAGCAGGAAGAACUGUUGAGGAGGCGAGAAAGGGAGCUGGCAGCCCUCAAAGGAGCUUUGAAGGACGAAGUGGCUGCUCAUGAUCAGGAGGUGGACAAGAUGAAGGAGCAGUACGAGAAGGAAAUAAGCAGGCUGCAGAUGUCUUUGGAGGAGGCCAAGCAGAACAGCGCAGCAGUGGUCCGAGAGAAGGCUGAAGUGGAGGCAGCCAAAGGACAAGCGGAGGGCCAAGCCGGGCGACUCAACCAGGAGAUCGAGCGACUGCGCAGGCGGACGAAUGAGCUGGAAAAUGAGGUGGCUAAACUCAACAGGAUUAUCGACGAGGCCAAGCUGCUGGAGAGCAGACUGGGAGACAAAGCUGGCCGCCUAGAGAGAGAGAAAAGGCAGUUGGAAGAGUCUCUGGCUGAGAUCAGGGAGCAGGAGGAGGAGAUGUCUCGCGCUAACCGAAUGUUGAACAUCCGACUGGAAGAUGUGCAGAAGAACCUGGCCAAACUAGACUUUGAGAACAAGGAGCUGGAGGACAGGCUACAGGAGGAAAAGUCUCAGAAGGAGCAAUUUAAAAACAUGAAGAACAACAUUGAAGAUGAGAGACGUCUGCUGGACCGGACGGUGGAAAAACUGCAGAGGGAGAUGAGCGAUAUCGUGGAGGCGUCUCAGUCGUCCACUCGCGAGCUGCAGGAGCAGAUCGAUAUUUAUAAGGAGAAGAACCGGCGGGAGCUGGCAGAGCUGCAGCGGCUCCUAAAGGAGAAAGGACAGGAGCUGGAGAAGUUGGUGCUGACCACCAGAACUCUGCAAGAGGAGUUGUCGCUGCGGGAGGACGAGCUGCGACGUUGUAAGGCGGAAAGAGACGAAGCUGUUCUCAAGGAACAGACGCUGGAGAAAAACCUUCAUGAUCUGGAGAUGGAGGCUGAGAAAAACAAGCAGACCAAGGAUGACAAAUCCAGACAGAUGAAACUGAUGGAGAACAGGAUGGCUCAGCUGGAGCUGGACCUGGAGGAGGAGCGUCAAAGUGGAGACCAGCUGAUGGACAGGAUAGACCGAGGAAGAGAGCAGGUGGAGCAGAUGAGGAAUGAACUCCUGCAGGAGAGGUCUAGCAGACAGGACCUGGAGUGUGACAAGUUGGCUCUGGAGAGACAGAAUAAAGAUCUGAAGUCCAGAGUGGCUCAUCUCGAAGGCUCUCACCAGUCCAACAAGGGCAGCUUGGUGAACGAGCUGGAGGCUCGAGUGCAAGAGCUGGAGGAGAAGCUGGAGGAAGAGGAGCGGGAGAAGUCCAACCUGUCGCUGGCCAACCGCAGGCUGGAGAGGAGAGUGAAAGAGAUGAUGAUGCAAAUCGAAGAGGAACAUCACACGAUGCAAGAUCAGAAGGACCAACUGAAUCUGCGUCUGAAGGCUUUGAAGCGGCAGAUGGAUGAGGCGGAGGAGGCGAUCGACCGGCUGGAGCACAACAAGAAGAAGCUGCACAGAGAGCUGGACGAGCAACAGGAAGCCAACGAGCAACUCAACAGUCAACUCAAAGCUCUGCGCAGCGAGAUCAGACGCAAGAACACGUCGGCCCCUUUGCUCAACAACUUGGACGACGACGACGACGACGACGACGUCAGCACCGACGGAGAGAUGUACUUCAGCUCGUCGGGGUACAAGCGCUCCUCCAGUCAGGAAAACAGCUUGUCAGGCUUCGGCGUAUGAGCGGAAAUGCUUUUUAAAUGUGCCACUAAUGAACCAAACAGCAGGAUGUUCGUUUUCUGCCUGUUGAUGUCACACUGAAUUAUCCGUGUAAAUACUGGGCCUUUUUGUUUUUACCUGCCUGUCAGCAGCGGCCGCAGCCUCCAGGACUUUGAUGCUGGGCGCCAUCCUGAUGUCUGUAAACUCACUCAGUGUUAUUCGAGCAGCUCUCUGAAGGAUGACAUUUAAUUUGAAGAAAUGAAACGUGUAAAUAAUUUACAUUCCCUCCUGAAUGUUUCUUUGCUUAUUGUUGAUCAUCUCACCAGUGGUAAACUUGAAAACCAGCUACUAUAACCCAAACAACCAGUACUGCCUUUAUCAGCAACCUUUUAUAUUCUCUUUUCUACCAACCAGGUAUAUGAAAUAUACAAACCUUUCCUUUUUUUAAUGAAUAUAAACCUAAUAUGAAGUGAAUUUUGCCACGACGCUUCUUUAAUUUAUUCAUUCUUGGCUUAUUGAGGGUUGGUUUUGGGGAAAUAAGGGACUUUUCACGCAUCUUUUUUUACAGUGUUGUAUCUUUUCAUGACCAAUUUUGUAACACAAUUGCUUUCAUUUAUAUGUCAUUAACACUUCCUGUGUUAUUAAUUAAUCGGCUUUUGUAUAAUAAUCACAGUAUUGUUUAUAAGCCUUCUGGAAAAGUCAGUUUUUAUACUAAAUGAGAUAUUAUUGGUUACAUCUGUACAAACCUAUCUUCGAAUUAAUUUCCGCUUCCUGUCAGAUCCGAGUAUUGGCGCUGAUCAGUGAGACUUUUUUAAAUUCUCCUUUGUACCUGGAUGAGUGAGUUUCUUCAGACGUGACGAACUGACAAUCAAAUGUUUUUCUACACUGUGAUGAUUUGCACUCUGUUUGCUGAAAAUGCUGAUUUCUGACGCCUGUGGAGGGAAGCAGAUUCCUGCCGCUACCUCUCUGUGCGCAACUGUAUGUUCAGAAGUCCUGCUGCGACAAAAUAAAAAUUACUUUCUGCUCCUUAA
Molecule: messenger RNA, 5105 nt
Organism: Xiphophorus hellerii (green swordtail)
Lineage: Eukaryota; Metazoa; Chordata; Actinopteri; Cyprinodontiformes; Poeciliidae
Gene: cgnl1
Product: cingulin-like 1
Exons: 19
Coding region: 196-4098 (1300 amino acids)
Biological process (GO): protein localization to cell-cell junction
Cellular component (GO): bicellular tight junction; myosin complex
Source: RefSeq, a predicted model, not a curated record